This is a messenger RNA of Anopheles funestus (African malaria mosquito), 1044 nucleotides long. RefSeq lists its product as uncharacterized. The transcript is spliced from 2 exons. The coding region runs from base 1 to 1044 and encodes 347 amino acids. Gene Ontology annotation, molecular function: nucleic acid binding. The record is from RefSeq and is a predicted model, not a curated record. Gene Ontology annotation, biological process: DNA integration. Lineage: Eukaryota; Metazoa; Arthropoda; Insecta; Diptera; Culicidae.
AUGCGUGCCAAGCUGCAGCCAAAUCCCCUCGAUCGGAAGCACCAUCAUACUGGCCAAAACCAUCUGGUCCUUGGCACCGGGUCCAUAUCGACUACGCUGGCCCCGUGGAUGGUGACUACUUCCUGGUUGUUUGGACCGCCGGUCACUUUAAUCAGCGACAAUGGAACCCAGUUCACCAGUGAAGUUUUCAAGGAGUUCUGCGAACGUAACGGUAUCGAGCACAUCCGGACCCCGCCGUUUCAUCCUCAAUCGAACGGCCAGGCUGAGCGUUUCGUGGACACCUUUAAGCGAGCGUUGCGAAAAAUACGAGUGGGAACUGCAACGCUUCAAGAGUCUUUGGAUCUGUUUCUGCAAACGUACCGAUCCACGCCAAAUCCUGUGUUAGAUCAACGCACCCCCGCUGAGAUUAUGUUGGGAAGAAGAAGCAGAACGAUUCAUCAUCUAUUGCGGCCUCCAGCAGCAUCGGAGGCUACGACGUCGAACAACUUUCGUACAUGGCAGCCGGGUGACCUCAUUUAUGCGAAGAUGUUCCGGAUGAACUCUUGGAGCUGGGCUCCUGGGAGAAUCGUUCGCAGAGUAGGCCAUGUAAUCUACGAGAUAGUUACGUCGGACCAGCGAAGACAUCGACGGCACGUAAAUCAGCUCCGCCGUCGUAUUGCUGACCCAUCGGAUCAGGCCGAGCCGGAUCAACAGCAGCUGCCUCUUCAUGUCCUGUUGGAUGAAUGGGACUUGCCGCAGUAUUCGUCCCGUGAGUCAUCGUGCUCUUCGCCGCCAACCACAACGCAGCCAGCGGCGCCAGCAUCAUCGCCAGCAGCACCGGCACGGGCAGAGACGCAACAAACGCCAGCAUCAUCGCUAGCAGCACCGGCACGAAUAGAGGAGAAUACAACGAGAGCAUCAUCGCUAACAGCGCCAGCAGAGCAACAGGCGCCGCAAGCACUCGCGACCAUCGACAGCAACAUCCAUCAGCAGGCACGGCUACCACGACGUUCUUCUAGGCCUAGAAGAAUGCCUCGUAGGUUCGACACGUACCAGCUGACUUAA